UUGAAGCACGCUAGCUCGCCCCAGAAACCAAACGCUGGCGAGUUGUCUAUCAUAUCGUAACUGUUCAUUCUUUUUUAUUUGUAAGUUACACAAAUAGUUUUAUUUACCUUUAUUAACUUAUUAAUUUUGCUAUAGUGAACAAAAACUUGUCUACUAGAGUGAGUGUAUUUAAAGUGUGUUAAGUUAGUAUAUAAUACUAAUGAUGGUGAUUCGAAAAUAUUUUUUCGGUUGUGUGAUUAUUUUUACGAUUAUUUUGUUCACGUUUUUUUAUGAUCUGAUGAACUAUUAUGAGGAAGUGACAGAUUUUCAGAAUUUAAAACAAUUAAAUAUUUCAUUAAAAUAUAUUCUAGUUUGGACAUCGCUUAAGACUGAUCCAAUUUUUAAUUUACGAGUAGCUAGAAACGCAUUCAUUGAGAGAUCAUGCCCGGUUACGAACUGUUUUGUGACGGGAAACAGGAAGUUGUUGCAAGACAUAACAGAGUUCGAUGCGAUAGUGUUUCAUGCUCCAGAAUUUGUACAAAAGGGUGUGAGGGAGUUACCUCAGCCACGUAAACCACACCAGAAAUAUAUAUUCGCAAGUAUGGAGUCCGCAGCAUAUUAUCCAAUCUGUAAUGAGAGAUUCCUGAACUUUUUCAAUUGGACAUGGACCUACAAAUUGAACUCUGAUCGAAACUAUGCUUACAUGUCUGUGUGGGAUAAGGAUGGUAAUGUGAUAGGACCUAAACAAGAAAUGCAUUGGAUGAAAGUGGAGGACAUGUUGCCAAUAAAUGACACGUUAAAGGAAAUAUUGAAUGGUAAGACAACGGCAGCUGCGUGGUUCGUAUCGAACUGUAAAGCACCAAGUGGGCGAGACUCGGUUGCCAAAAAGCUUCAAAAUGAACUACAGACGUAUGGUAUGCGAUUGGACAUAUAUGGUUAUUGUGGAACCAUGCAGUGUCCAAGAUCCAAUACGGAAGAGUGCUUGCGCAAAUUGCGGACUGAUUACUAUUUUUACUUGUCUUUUGAGAAUUCUUUCUCGGAAGACUACGUGACGGAGAAAUUGUUGAAUGCACUCGACAAUUACGCUGUACCUGUGGUGUUUGGUGGCGCGAAUUACACGAGAUUCAUGCCCGAUGGAAUAUAUUUGUCUGCAAACACAUUGACUAUAAAAGAACUGGCCAAGAAGAUGGUGGAUAUGAUACAGAACAAGGAGUUAUAUUACGAAUACUUCAAAUGGCAUAAUCAUUACAGUUACCGGGACGUAGUGGCUUCUGCAACCACGGAUCCUUACUGCAAAUUGUGCGAGGCAAUCAAUAAUGAAAAAGAAAUGUCAAAAACAACAAUUUACGAAGACAUUGGAAUGUGGUGGAGCCCCAAGAAAUGUCAAGUUAAAAACUAAUACAAUCCUUAAAUACAAAGUUAGGCUAACCUAUUUAAUAUUACUAAAUUAAUUUACUUAGGUAUUUUUUUAUUUUUCGCCAACGAAGUACAAGUAUAUGUAACUAUAUCUACCACACAAAAUAAUUGUUUAUAAAAUUUAUUUUUUUCCUAAAAAAAAAAUUAUUUCUAAACAUUCUUCACAUCAAAUCAACAGCCUAUAAGUACUGUUUAAAGGCCUCACACAGAGAAGAUGAGUAAUCACUGCUCUUGCUCAAGGCGGGUUGGAUUUUUUUUAUUAAUUAAAUAAAAAUGUAUCAAUCACA
Molecule: messenger RNA, 1682 nt
Organism: Spodoptera litura
Lineage: Eukaryota; Metazoa; Arthropoda; Insecta; Lepidoptera; Noctuidae
Product: lewis-type alpha-(1,3)-fucosyltransferase
Cellular component (GO): membrane
Molecular function (GO): fucosyltransferase activity
Source: RefSeq, a predicted model, not a curated record